This is a messenger RNA of Scatophagus argus, 1949 nucleotides long. It is a transcript of the gene gal3st2, whose product is annotated as galactose-3-O-sulfotransferase 2. Gene Ontology annotation, biological process: glycolipid biosynthetic process. NCBI's taxonomy places the organism in Eukaryota, Metazoa, Chordata, Actinopteri, Scatophagidae. The record is from RefSeq and is a predicted model, not a curated record. Gene Ontology annotation, cellular component: membrane. The coding region runs from base 81 to 1811 and encodes 576 amino acids. The transcript has 4 exons. Gene Ontology annotation, molecular function: galactosylceramide sulfotransferase activity.
GGCAGAGAGAGAGGACAGGACGGGGAUCGUGGACACAGUCGGGUCGAAGCGGAGCGGGACCUAUCAGAGGUUUCGGGGAGAUGCUGUCCCCACCGACAACAUGGAUAAGAGACCGGCCUCUGAGCUCUUUAACCUCGUGUAUGAGGAGAGGUCUAUGUGGCAGGUGUCACUCUCUGUGGAUAUUACUCAUCCUGCUUGUGGUCUGUAUUGCCAUUCAGACCUUUGUCAUCCGCCAGGCCAGGAAUGACAGGCUAACAGGACUACCAUAUCAGAGAUUCACUGUCAGCAAACAGCACCUAUAUUCUACUCUGCAAAAUGUCUCGGAGGGCCCCAGCUCUGAGUCUUCACUGACAGUAAAGGCAACUGUGCAGUCACUACAGAGAGAAAGAACUACAGAUCUUCAUCAUCAGAAUGAGGGAUAUGGAGAGCCAUCAGAUUCUAAUCUGUUGAGAUAUGUAGAUGAAACCGCCAACCUUGCAUCAAGUUCUCAGAUGGAGACAAGAAAAGCCGGAAAGUCACCUGGAAAAUUGCUUUUACCAAAAUAUGGAAAGUUGAUUCUUGGACUUCCAGGUUCUUUGGUCCUUCACGGUACUCGGAAAGGUUUAAUACCAGGCACAGUUAAAAGAUUCAUCAACACUCCAUCCAGUUUUUUAAAAUCUCGCAUCAACACUGUCCAUACUGAAGAAACUUGUCACCCGAAGUCUCAUAUUGUUUUCCUCAAGACACACAAAACAGCAAGCAGCACUAUUUUAAACAUCCUGUAUCGCUAUGGUGAAAGUAGGAACUUGACCUUUGCCCUCCCUCUGAACAAACACAGCCAGUUAUUCUACCCAUUUUUCUUUGCUUCACAUUUUGUUGAAGGUGUCAGCAGCAGAAGUGUGAGGGAUUUCCACAUCAUGUGCAACCACAUGAGGUUUAGAAAAUCUGAGGUAGCAAAAGUGAUGCCUGAAGAUACUUUCUACUUUUCUAUUCUGAGACAUCCAGUGGACAUGAUGGAGUCUAUUUUUAUUUACUACAAGAGUAUCCCAGCCUUCAGAGAGGCUCACAGCCUGGAUGACUUCCUGGACAACAGCUGGAAAAAUUACAAAUCAUCAUUGACUAACAACCACUAUGCUCACAAUAUACUGGCCUUUGACUUUGGCUUUGACAACAAUGUUGCAGCUGAUGCGGAAGACCUGGAGAAUAGAGCCAACAUUGCUAUUGCAGCCAUUCAGCGAGACUUCCACCUGAUUCUUAUUUCUGAAUACUUUGAUGAGUCCAUGAUAUUGCUCAAGCAUGCCCUCUGCUGGUCCCUGGAAGAUGUGGUUUCUUUUAAGCUCAACAGUCGCAGUGAACAAACUCGUCACAUGCUUUUACCAAACACAGCAGAGAAAAUCAAGAGGUGGAAUGCUUUAGACUGGAGGAUCUACUUGCACUUUAACACAACUUUCUGGCACAAAGUGGAUAGUCUGGUUGGGCAAGAGCAGAUGAAAAUGGAAGUAUUUCACUUAAGAGAGCUACAGGCCAAGCUAGCAAACACCUGUCUGAAAGAUGGCAGAGCUGUAGACCCCUCCAAGAUAAAAGAUUCUGAGCUAAAGCCGUUGCAGUAUGGAGCAGCUGUCAUUCAGGGCUAUAAUCUAAACACACACAUAGACAGAGAAACGAAAGCAAAAUGUCAGAGACUUAUAACUCCAGAACUACAGUACACGGACCACCUUUACUCCCAGCAAUUCCCUAAGCUAGAUAAAAAGCAUAGAAAAGCAACUAGAAACGUUGUUUCACAGCAUCAAAGCUCAGGUAGAGCUGGUGUGAUGGGUCUGAAAGGGGUCUGAGACAGGGAAGUCCAUCACAGACAGAUCAUGAGAUGCAAAUUCUCAAAUCUCAAGUACCAAAACUAAACUAAAUAAGUCUUCAAUAUAAAGAGACCGAAUAUUCCCCCAUGAGCAAGCACUUGGUGACAAUGGCCAGAA